Molecule: messenger RNA, 2179 nt
Organism: Spirodela intermedia
Lineage: Eukaryota; Viridiplantae; Streptophyta; Magnoliopsida; Alismatales; Araceae
Source: the annotation of a GenBank genome assembly
AUGAGAUUAGCGAGGAUGAUAGGCUCUAAAGCAGCGGUUCCGGUGAAGGACAGGCCGACGAAAGUUUCUAUUGCGUCCUCUCGUCUUUAUUUUUUUAUUGCAAGUUAUGUCUGUUAUUCAAAAGUUUGAGUUGAGAAAGUUAAAUUUUCUGGGGAGAGAUACGAAUUUCUAGAGUGUUUCGGUCCGAGAAUAAUUCAAGAGGUGAAGCCUGAAUUUGUGGAACUGUUUUGGAUUAUUUGUCUCGGAUCCCUCAUCUUCUCCGCUGUCUGAUGAUUGGAAGUCCUUGAUCAUUUUCAGUGUGCUCAGACAUCCUUUUUGAGAACAAGUUAGAAAUUUUAGAAAUUUUCAGUAGACAUGAUUUUCUGACAGAAUUAUCCGCAUUAUAACUAUUUGGAUAGUUUUCGACGCCGUAUUUAUGGUUCUUCUGUCUUGGGUUCCUAGGAAACAGAGGCAUCACAUUGGCAAUGUCGAUAACGAGUGGCUUUUAGUUAUGGCAUCAAUCGUAAAUGAUCACGUGUACUUCUGCCAAAUCGCUCUUUAUAAAUCCCAUUAGUUCAUCCCCCACUUUGUUGCAAAAAAUUAGCUAUCAAUCCUUAAUGCCCAUCUCCAAAAAUACAACUCCUUCCUGUUUGACUCGAGAUUAGAAUUUUAUGAAGACUUGACCUUGGUCCAAAUUCUUCACGCUGCUGGGACAUGGAAGGUAAACCAUGUCCAUAAUCACACCCAUAAAUCGCCACUGUAAUGUUGCUCGUGACUGCCUUCUACAUUACCCGUUCUGCGUUUUUUUUUUUUGUGUAGUUCUACCAUUGCUUCCGAUCAUCCUUUCCACAAAUACCAUGUAUAUUACCACUGCAUAUUAACCGGCACUCAGGUGGAUCAAAUUAAUCGGGUGGACUGGAGUGUUGGGCCACCAUAGAAAAAGGACGAAGUGAAUGUUUCGCCAAACAAGAAUUUUGGAUCGUACCUCAAAUGGCUCAUUCAGAGAGAUGGCAUUCAGAGCGAAAAUGAGGAGUAAGGUCUGUGAAUUUCAUCUCGACUGAAUUGAGCACCCAUCCUUCAAGAGACACGGCCGUCAUUUUUGCGAGACCUAUUGAGAAGACUGAUGGGGAUGGUGACAAACAGUCAAGCAUUUGGUAUGAUGAACACUAUCGCCACCUCGUCAUAUAUUUCCUUCACAUGGUUACCACGUCCAUUUUGAAGCCACUCAAAUUUAUGGUCUUGGCCACUUGGUGCUAUGACUAGCCUGAUGACACAAAACGCCAUAGGUAUGAGCGACUACAAGCUUGCGCUGUAGUUAUCCUGCAAGUUUUUAUUUUUAUCAGGAAUCUUGUGUUCUCCUGGUUCUCAAGCCAAUUCUUUUUGGAAUGUUCAUGAUCUAAUGGUGCCCACUUCGAUCUUGGUCUCCUUGCCAGAGCCAAGUAUGCAUCCACGUCUUUAUUUGAUCGUGGGUUUUGGGCAGGUAACGAGUUACAAAAGCCUUGGCUACUCCAGACCUCGCAAAUGCUCCCCAUCUCCAUCUUUGCGCAUUCAGAAGCUCUCACUUAGAUGCCGUGUGAGGGCACAGGUUGGGGAUCAUUUUGGUCGGCAGAGCAAGCUCUCGGCCCUUCUGCAUAUCGUAUCAGAGACUCUGUCGAAGCCCCUCCCUGAACAUGUAAGAGAGUUCCCCUGGAAGCAAGCAGAGGUUCGCAUCUCCCAUCGCCUGCUUCACCUCGGCAGGAAGGCAUUGAAGGGGUUCCUCCUUGCGGCCGUCUUCCUCAGCUUUGCUUCCGACCUCGUCUCCUCGUUUUCAAGAAGCAGGGAGCUGGUGAUUCCUCUGGGGUUGAUCAUUGGCGUCACCGUGGCCGACUUCCUCGUGGAGACAUCCAAGGAGCUGUUCCAAAGUCCUAAGCAGGUUUAGUCACUUGCAUCCACCGGGUCUCAUUUUGGCUGGGCUCUCACGCUUGUUCUUCUGGCUUUUUUGAAGGCCCAUGGCUAUGGAAGAAAGCUUCUUGGUGUCGGCACAGUCUUCGCUUGUAUAAAGCUCCUUAAUCUGUACACUGCUCUGCCGGGGCGGAUGGUUCUGACCUACAUCGGCAAUGGUGGACUCAUGCAGGUGCUGUGGCUGGCGUGGCAAGUGCAGGAAAAAGAUAGUGACAAGGACUUAGAAUUUCCUGCUACACCAGAGCAGACACAGCUGUAG